Molecule: messenger RNA, 2501 nt
Organism: Hydractinia symbiolongicarpus
Lineage: Eukaryota; Metazoa; Cnidaria; Hydrozoa; Anthoathecata; Hydractiniidae
Exons: 2
Coding region: 184-1683 (499 amino acids)
Source: RefSeq, a predicted model, not a curated record
AUCUUGGCCUGACCUAUUUUUAGUCAGAAAUUUUGAAGCCAGCCAGUCUUGGCUCUAGGUUAUCCCGUGAGGCUUUCACCGUUGACUAGAAUCAACCUAUGUGGGCCUGACCUAUUUUUAGUCAGAAAGUUUUAAACAAACCUGUCAAAAUUUGUAGCAUGUUGGUAUAAAUAUAAGUAAGGCAUGCGGAAGAUUCUUUCCGUUCUCAACAUGGCUUGCAAGAGCUUGAGAGAGCGUGUGGAGUUAGUUUUUGAAAACGAAAAUUUUGAUGAGCUACCUCAAAUUUACGCCGAAUUAAAUAAAAAGUUUAAAUGUAAUUCUGUUUUGCCAUCUACUGACGUGUUGCAAAAACAACUUACUUUUGGUUUUAUCCAAAGAAAUUGCCAUGCAGAAUACUACCUUCCUGCCUAUGUGAAAGCAAAGAAGGAUGGUUGCGCAAUUACGUUGAAGUCUCAGGUCAAUGGAAAUUGCCUGUACAGUUCUAUGGCGUUGUGUUUGUUUGGGAAAAAUGUGAUGGUUGACGACUUUCGAAUUCUUGUGUCAGUGGAGCUAAUGAUGAAUGCUAGCUUUUACUGUAAGCAUCCUCUAUUUUCUUCUAUCCUUGCUCUUCCAGAAAGUCUCUUUAAAUCUAUGGAAGAUAUUCUCAAUAUGUCUGUCUGCAAUUCUGCAUUUAACACAGACAAAAAACAAGAAGACUUAGUUAAGGAAGUAGCCAUUUUAAAUUUAGUAGAUCGGAAAUAUUGUUCCUUUCUUGCUAUGCUUGCUCUGUCAUCUGUCACAAACAGGAAUAUAUUUUCUUAUUACCCAGAUUAUGGAUGCAAAAAAGCUCAAAUGUUGUUUAACCAAUUAAUAGAGCCUAGACAACCAAGCUCUGCUUUUGCUAUUCACAUUUUGUUUUGCUAUGAGGGCUUACUUCCAUCCAGAGAAAAUUUUGCACCUAAUCAUUUCGUUCCAAUUAUUUUUAAGCAGAUACAUAAACGCAAGUCAGGUUCAGCUGCGGACACAAAAGUUUUAUCUCCUCCUGUGAAAAGGCAAACAAGGUUUUUUCCGGAUGCACAGGCAACCGGGAAAUUAUCUCUUGUAAAACCUGUGAUUAAAGAUAAACAGUUUAAUUUCUUUCCUAAUAAAGCUUCCUUUAACAAUAAACUAACUGAAGAUUAUAAAGAUAGUAACAAUAAUAGCACAUCUGCUGAAGAUUUUAAUAACAAUGACAAAGCUUUAAAUGAUAUUUCCUUUGCUACUGUUUUAAAUUUUGAACAUCAAUAUGACGUUGCCUCUUUCCUUUCUAAAGUUUCAGGUCUAAAUGAUAAAGGUGUACACAACCUAAUCACCAAUGUUUUUGUGCCCGAUAAAUCUUUUAUUUUUCCUAAAAAAAGUGGGCGUUCCUUUCGGCAUGAAUGGCUAAAGACCUUUUUAUGGCUUAAAUAUUCACCAACUUUGGAUGGAGCAUUUUGUUUGCCAUGUAUCCUUUUUGGUCACAAGGUUGCUAACAAAACUUCUAAGUUACAGAAAUUGCUUUCUCAACCUUUUCGACAUUGGCCAGCUGCCAAAAACUUUUUUAAACAACAUGAAACAUCAAAAAAUGGUUUACAUAUUCAAACCAGCCUAAGUUUCAUACUCAAUAUAUUUCUCUCUCUCCUCUCCCCCCCCCUCCCCAUUUUUAGUGAUGACAAACCUGAUUGAUUCAAAAUUGUCCCCGGGCUCAGUAGGCUCCGCUGACAGUACCUGGGUCAAGGAGUAACUAAGUCUUUUUUUUCCUUCUAAGCUUUCUCGAAUGCUUAAAUUUUACGUGGUGGUGAUGAAGGUGAUGAUAACGUUAUGAAUCCAAUUACCUUCUUUUUAGUUUUUUUCAUUUACCUUCUUACAGUAGUUAUAUACAGUACAUUUGUUUUUGCGAUGAUGUGACAAAACAGCAAGCUGCAAUGAUAAUACUUAACCCUCUGCAAAUUUUACAAUCAUCAUACGAUGAUGUAACAAAACAGCAAGCUGUAAUGAUAAUACUCAACCCUCUGAAAAUUUUACAAUCAUCAUACGAUGAUGUGACAAAACAGCUAGCUGCAAUGAUAAUUAAUUCCUGUGCGUGCAGUUGACAGAGCCAUUUCUUUACUUCCACUUUAACAAUAACUUCUUUCUAUAAAUAAAUUUUCCUUAUUCCGGGCUCGGCCUGACUCCAGCCGACAGUACCUGGUUUCCGGAGCGGCAUUAUGACUGUCCAUGUCGGGCUUAACGAACUAUAUUUUCAUUCUAUUUUUCGUUUGUCCUAGGCAUGCUGACGAGCCCUGACAUUGGGCGAAACAGUCUAAAAAUGAUUUAUGCUAACGAAAUACAUUUAAGUUGUCAUUCUUUUUCUAUUUGAAGUGUUUAUGCUGAGCUGCGGCGUUUAUGAGAAUGUUUCGUUUCUGUUAUCAAGGUCUAAAACGUCUGCAUACGAGGUUGUUUUUUGUCCCCGUUUAAGCCUAUUUCAGGGUUCGCAAAGCCCGUUUUAGCGAAAGCUUCUGGGG